Messenger RNA from Prunus armeniaca (apricot), 1134 nucleotides. The record is from the annotation of a GenBank genome assembly. NCBI's taxonomy places the organism in Eukaryota, Viridiplantae, Streptophyta, Magnoliopsida, Rosales, Rosaceae.
AUGGCUGCUCCUGAAGAGGAAGUAAAUACUAUUUCUAAUGUCAGUUUGCAGGGAAGAGUGAAUGAUGGUCGCCGUAGGUAUGGAUCAAGUGAUUCGCUUGUCCCGGGUCUUGUUGAUGAUGUAGCUUUGAAUUGCCUUGCUUGGGCUUGUAGAUCGGAUUAUGCUUCGCUGUCAUGUAUUAACACAAAGUUUAAUAAGUUAAUUAAAAGUGGGUAUUUGUAUGAGUUGAGGAAGCAGUUGGGAAUUGUGGAACAUUGGGUGUAUCUCGUGUGUGAUUUGAGAGGGUGGGAGGCGUUUGAUCCAGUGAGCAAGAAAUGGAUGACAUUGCCUAAGAUGCCUUGUGAUGAGUGUUUUAACCAUGCCGAUAAGGAGUCUUUGGCUGUGGGAAGUCAGUUGUUGGUUUUUGGUCGUGAGCUGUUGGAUUUUGCUAUUUGGAAGUACAGUGCAAUACAUCGUAGUUGGGUAAAAUGCCAGGGAAUGAACCAGCCUCGCUGCUUGUUUGGGUCUGGUAGCCUUGGUUCAAUUUCUGUUGUUGCGGGUGGCAGCGAUAAAAAUGGAAAUGUCUUGAAAUCAGCGGAGAUAUAUGAUUCUGAAUCAGGCAGGUGGGAAAUGCUACCUAACAUGCACACACCACGUAGAUUGUGCACUGGUUUUUUCUUGGACAGCAAAUUCUACGUCAUUGGUGGGAUGUCAAGUCCUACGGAAUCACUGACUUGUGGGGAGGAAUAUGAUCUUGAGACAGGGAAAUGGAGGAAAAUUGAGGGUAUGUUUCCAUAUGUCAAUAGGGCUGCACAGGCUCCUCCUCUUGUGGCAGUUGUUGAUAAUCAAUUAUAUGCGGUUGAGUAUUUAACCAACAUGGUGAAGAAGUAUGACAAGGAGAAGAACACCUGGGAUGUUUUAGGAAGACUUCCAGUGAGGGCUGACUCUUCAAAUGGCUGGGGCCUGGCUUUUAAGGCUUGUGGAAAGGAGCUUCUGGUUGUUGGUGGGCAAAGAGGUCCAGAAGGCGAAGGUAUUGUCCUCAACUCUUGGUCUCCAAAGUCAGGGGUCAAGAAUGGCACCUUGGAUUGGAAAGUUAUUGGAGUGAAAGAGCAUGUUGGGGUGUUUGUGUACAACUGUGCAGUUAUGGGUUGUUGA